AUGACCAAGAUCUUUCUACUUGGCGAUAUAAUCUCUAUUGCCUUGCAAGGAAUUGGCGGUGGAAAGCUUGUGAAUGCUGAUACCCCAGAUGACAGAACGACAGGAGAGAAUAUCAUUAUCGCCGGCUUGACAGUCCAAGUCUUGUUCUUUGGUCUGUUCAUAGCUGUGACGGGACUCUUUCACUUCCGAUUUGCUAGGCAUUCUACAUCACGACCAUUUAACUGGCAGAGACUUUUGGUGGUGAUCUACGUGGCAAGCGUGCUCGUCCUUAUCAGAUCGCUCUUCCGUGUGAUCGAGUACAUUCAGGGACAUGACGGAGAGCUUCAAUCCAAAGAGGUCUAUAUCCUUGUCCUUGAUCCUAUUCCAAUGGCGAUUGCCAGCGUUGGUCUCAAUAUCUUCCAUCCUUCGAAAUACAUGAAAAGCACGAGGAAGCCACUCGACAAUUCGGAUAGCGAGGUCGCAUUGAGUGACCCGCAGGGCCACUCGUUGGGAACCGUGGUGAGCAGAAGGCAAGAGGUCCAGGGCUAA
Molecule: messenger RNA, 528 nt
Organism: Fusarium odoratissimum NRRL 54006
Lineage: Eukaryota; Fungi; Ascomycota; Sordariomycetes; Hypocreales; Nectriaceae
Exons: 2
Coding region: 1-528 (175 amino acids)
Cellular component (GO): membrane
Source: RefSeq, a predicted model, not a curated record